This is a messenger RNA of Trypanosoma rangeli, 12648 nucleotides long. RefSeq names its product Dynein heavy chain family protein. Gene Ontology annotation, molecular function: dynein light intermediate chain binding; ATP hydrolysis activity; ATP binding. The coding region runs from base 1 to 12648 and encodes 4215 amino acids. The transcript has a single exon. The record is from RefSeq and is a predicted model, not a curated record. Gene Ontology annotation, cellular component: dynein complex. NCBI's taxonomy places the organism in Eukaryota, Euglenozoa, Kinetoplastea, Trypanosomatida, Trypanosomatidae. Gene Ontology annotation, biological process: microtubule-based movement.
AUGGACAUCGGGCCUGGGAGCAGUGGGGCUGCGCGCUUUCAGCCGACGCCGCAGGUGCAGAAGAAGGAGUUGGUGCACCGCAACCCCAACCACGUCGCGAAGGACGUGUACGAUGCGCAGUGUGGCGAGAAUCCAUUGCUGGGCCGGCUGUACAGCGACGGCUUCUCCAGCGGGGGCCGGCUUGGCGUGCCGAACCGCCUGGCGCAGGACGUGCCGUGGACGCCUGCGUUGCUGCACGGCCGAACAGAAGUUGAGGCAUCUGUGACGUGUAGGAGCGGUCCGGGGACACUCCGCGAGGAGACCCUGUCGUCACGAUCGCCGUCCCCGCAGAACCGCACCCUCCAGUUGUACCACCAACCCAACUACCAAGAUCAGGAACUUCGGCGCAUUUUUGCCGCCAGUCACGCUGAGAAUAAGGCGGCGACCUUCUCUCUGAAACAGGCGCCGUCCACUUCCAUUCGACCGAAGCCCCCCGCCACCAUCAGCAUGCAAAGGCAGAAUGAGAGGGAGAAGACGGACGGGGGAGAAAGGAGGAUGACACAGGUGCGGGGAGGCGCUAUCCCACGCUUCACAAAGGUGCGGUCGAAUGCACCGAAUGAGUUUACAUACCUUGUCAUGCGACCGAGGGGAAUCCGCGAUCCGUACAAUCCGUACGAACUGCAGGUGGUGUCGCACAAGGACAUUGAUCCCACACACUAUUACACCCUUUCUGCGGCAGGCGUUACGAAAUUUACUGGGCAUGAGGCUGAAUUUAUCGAGUUGCAUACCUGGGAGCGUGAUUGUCGCAUCUUUAACCAGUUGAGCCAGCUGGAGGUCUUUCGGGACUACAAGAAGUGGAAAAGCUUUCUCCUCUGGCGAGGACUUGUCCGUAACCGCGCCAUCUCAAAUUGUAAGACAUUCCUUACACGGAAUCUCUUUCAUGUGCAUCCGCACCUCUCUGUCGCGCUGCGGACGGUGUGGCGAAUGUGCUUGGACUGCCUUAACAACAACAGAAUGCAUCUCGCAGCAACGGAGACACGUACAUUGGAGGCCUUUUGUGCCGCAUCGGCUGCGCAUUUGAAUUUUCAACGUAAUCGCUUGGAAAAGAUGCUUAAAGGGAUUCGAGACACCGUGGAGCGUGCGUGCAAGGCGGCAAUGCUGGCUGCACAGAUGGAGCGCGAGAGUGUGAGUGGCCUUCAUCCCGAGGAUGAGAAGAAAAAGAAGAAACUUAUUGAUGUUCGCGAAUUGGGCACGCAACAGAAGCCUACGUAUAUUGAAAUGUCGCAAAAAAAGGCUGUCUGCCAGCGCCUCACAGCAUUCAUUCGUUUAUGCGACUACAUUAUCAUUCACUGCUUGACAAAUUUGGCUGCAAGGGCGGUGCAGGAUGUGUAUCACGACUUCUGCUACCCCAAAUCCGCAUCUGCGGCGGGAGCUUUGAAACGAUGUACCUCGCAUUCCAUCACAAAGUCACGGCGACAGGACGUUCAUAUUAAGGCAGAGACGCAUAAGGCACAAACACAUUUUGAUGGACCUAUUUUGAGUCUGAGUAUCCUGUACAAUGAUAGCGAUGAGACCAUAGGCAUCACGCCUACCCUUCCGCAUAUUGUGGAGUGUGUAGAGGAUAUUGUGAAGGAUUACAUCAAAACCUUGAGCGCGGUCCCACGACUGGUGUUAAUGGAUACAUUCAAGGUGUUUACGGAGUAUGCUGCAGACGAUACUCAGAAGGAGCUUUCUUCUGGUCCUGCCGUUAGUGAGAUGAUAGUCUCGGAGGAGGCGUACAAGCAACAUAUGGUGUCCAUACGUGAGGACAUUGGAAAGGCCUACGGUGUUGUGGAGGAGUACGUAAACACCUUUCAGUGCUUUAGGGACAUGUACGUGGAGAACUCGCACCUUGACGUCAAUGAAUUGCAGCAAAGUAGUAUGAGUCUGGAAUUCUUUCGGGAGCGCCUCGUCCUCUACAAGGCUCAAAGUGAGGCCAUCACGAGUAAGAUCCCCAAUUCCAAGGAUGUGGCACUGUUUACUGUCUACACCGAGAGUCUGCGAGACUUCUUCAGUCCAAGCCCUCUGGACUGCCUUGAGGCGUUCCAUCAACUUCUUCCCGUCAUUGCACAACAGCAGAACGAGCUGCUUUUGACAGAUUUGCAGAGUUGUAACGUAUACCUUUCUGCCCACCCCAAGACGGUGGAGCACUAUGUAGAGUAUCUUGCCUAUUACAAGGCAUUAGAAGCACGCUUUGACAGCAUUGCCGCCUCGUACGAUUUUAUCCGUGAACUGUUUAACUUGCUUCAGGAGGAAAGGGUUCAGAUUGACGAGGACCUGGAGGAAACCUACCGGAGUGGAACGCGGCCCCAGUUUGAGAAGCUGCGGACCUUGAUGCAGAUUGUUGAGGAUGGCAAGGACGCACAGCAGCGUCUGUUUAUCCGCAACGUGGAUGAGCAGAUGGAGGCGCUUCGCCACCGCAUUGAGGACGUGUAUGACCGCGCCGGGAAGCCCAUUGUCGCGGAUGACAAGGCGGACGUGGAUACGGUGAUUGAGUACAUCACGAAGCUGCAGACGGAGGCGGAGGGCAUUGCCGCGCGGGAGAAGGAACUCCGUCAGUUUCAGAUUGUUAUUGGAAGCGAAGAGACGACGGUGGAGUCCAUGACAGAAAUGCUAAACGAUGUGAACAUCAAGGCACGGCUGUGGGUGGGGCUGCGAGACUGGGACGUGUUUACGGAGGAGCAGGCGGUGAUUCCGUUUGAGCAACUCGACGUGCCGGCGGUGCAGGAUACGGUGCAGAAGUACGUGACAACCGUCAAGCAGGUGUCAUCGAAGUUGCCGGGCAACGCGGCGGUGUCGAUGUUGAAGUCCAAAGUGGAGGAUUGGCGUGUUAUCAUGCCCAUCGUGCAGGCCCUCACUAACCCCAAGAUGAGGCUGGAACACGCGGCCAAGGUGUCUCACCUGGUGGGACUGGUGCAGGAUGAGAAUGGCACUUUCAGAACCCUUGCAGAUUGGAAUAACCAGUUUACGCUCGGCAUGCUUCUUUCGAACAACGUUGUGAGGUUCAAGGACGAUAUUGUGGCCAUCAGUGCGGCGGCGACGGAGGAGGACAAGUUGCAGCAGCAGAUUGACAAGGUUAACGCUCUCUGGAACGGCGGCGGUCCAAAGCCGGCGAUGGAGUUCCAGUUCCACAACCACAAGGAUGUCAAGGACCUGUACACGCUUAUCGGCUCCUCCGUCGAGGAUGUCACGGCGUUGCUUGAAGACUCCGUCAUCGCCAUGUCGACGAUAGGAUCGAGCCGCUGUUGCCAAGGUGUUUUACGUGCGCAGGUGGAUCGCUGGGAGCACCGUCUUAGGUACAUGCAGGAGACACUUGAUCGAUGGGUGGAACUUCAACGCAACUGGAUUUACCUCGAAAGCAUAUUUUCCUCGGCGGAGAUUCGCAGUCAAUGGAAAGACGAUGCAAAACGCUUUGAAAAGGUGGAUCGCUUCUUCCGAGAUUUGAUGCGGAAGGCGCAUGACAUGCCCACUGCCUACCGUGGGCUGCUCAUCAACGCACCGGUGGAGACAGGCGACUCCACCAGCACCAAGACGCUCAAGGUAGACCUUGAAAAUAACAUCAAGGAGCUGGAAAAGGUUUUGGCGAGCUUGGAGCGCAAGCUGGAGAAGAAGCGAUGCGCCUUCCCGCGCUUUUACUUUCUUAGCAACGAUGAUCUGCUGGACAUUCUUGCCAAGGUCAAAACCCCGGAGUUAAUUAUGCCGCACAUGUUGAAGAUGUUUGACGGCAUCAAGACUUUGUCCUUCUCGGAGUCCAACGACAUCACACACCUUGUGUCAAUGGAGGGGGAACGGGUGGAGUUGAUUAACAAGGGCAUCAAGGCACGCGGCCCGGUGGAAAUGUGGAUUGACAUGCUGGAACGUGAGAUGUUCUCAACGCUCCGUAAACAUGCAAAUACGUGCCUGAGUGACUACGAGGCGGUCGGUGAUCGCACCCUCUGGAUGUUUCGACACCCCACUCAACUGGUUCUCAUCAUAGAGCAGCUGCUCUGGACGCGCGGGGUGGAGAAGGCGCUUGGGAGGCCGGACUCGGAUCGUCUCAUGUUGGCCCUUCGGGAGGAAAGCUACAAGGCACUGGAGGAGCUCGCAGGUUUGACGGCAAAACAGUUGUCGAAGGUGCAGCGCAUUCUUCUCUCUACGCUCAUUACCAUUGACGUGCACGGCCGUGACUUGGUGGAUGAAAUGUGCGACAAUGGCGUGUUAGAGACGAAGGAGUUUGGCUGGACAAAACAACUGCGUGUAUAUUGGGAGAAGGACGAGGAUGGGUACGGGAACAUUUUCAUUCGACAGAACAACUCACGUUUUGUGUAUGGCUACGAGUACUUGGGGGCGCAGGGCCGUUUGGUUAUCACCCCGCUUACGGAUCGUAUUUACAUGACGGUGACUGGGGCGCUGAAGCUGAACCUUGGCGCCGCGCCUGCGGGCCCUGCGGGGACUGGAAAGACCGAGACAAUAAAGGAUUUGGCGAAGAAUUUGGCCCGCCAGUGUAUCGUGUACAACUGCUCUGAUGGUGUGACGUACAAAAUGAUGGAAAAGUUUUUCUCCGGCCUUAUCCAGACAGGGGCGUGGACGUGCCUGGACGAGUUUAACCGGAUCAACAUUGAGGUGUUGUCUGUGAUUGCCUCGCAGCUGCUGGAAAUUAAACUUGCCCUGCAAAAUGGGCUUGAAACAUUUACGUUCCAAGGGACCCCUAACGUGCGAGUGCGACGCACCUACGGUGCCUUUGUCACGAUGAAUCCUGGGUAUGCGGGGCGUACCGAACUACCAGAUAACCUGAAGAUUCUUUUCCGACCCGUGGCUGUCAUGACACCUGACUUCCGUAUGAUUGCGGAGGUGAUUCUCUACUCGGAGGGUUUCACGAACGCCAAAGACCUCUCACUUAAGAUCACCCAGUUGUAUAAGCUCAGCUCCGAGCAGUUGUCGCCGCAGGAUCACUAUGACUUUGGGAUGCGCGCUCUCAAGUCUAUUCUUGUCAUGGCAGGUGAUUUAAAAAGAUCACAGCCGGAUGUAGAGGAAGACCUCACUCUUAUUGUUGCAUGUAAUGACUCGAAUGUGCCCAAAUUUGUCGCGGAGGAUCUUCCGCUUUUCCGAGGUAUUAUGCAGGACCUUUUCACCGGUACCACCUUCCCUGAGCGGCAGUACGUGGAAUUGUUACCUGCCAUGCACAAGAGCAUUGAAGCAAAGAAGCUGAUGGCUCUCAACACGUGGGUGACGAAGGGGGUUCAGUUUUAUGAAACACUUAUCGUUCGUCACGGUGUCAUGAUGGUCGGCGUCACGGGAACUGGUAAGACGGAGGUUCGAAACUGCAUCGCAGAUGCCCUUGCGACGAUGUCCGAGGCAGGGUCAAGUGAGCCCAUGGCUCGACCUGUGCACCAAUUUGUGAUGAAUCCCAAGUCCGUGCUACUGUCCGAGCUGUACGGUCAGUUAGAUGUUAACACGAAUGAAUGGCGCGACGGUGUCUUGUCGGUGAUUGCGAAGAACUGUGUUAGUGCCUCUGAGCUCAAUAAAGAUCAUCGCUGGAUUGUCUUUGAUGGACCGGUGGACACACUGUGGAUUGAGUCCUUGAACUCUGUUCUCGACGACUCCAAGUUGUUAUGUCUUGACAGCGGUGAGCGCAUCAAACUGCCUGAGACAAUUCACAUGCUCUUUGAGGUGGCGGAUCUCGCCGUUGCCUCACCCGCUACGGUCUCGCGGUGUGGCAUGGUGUACCUCGAUGCCACAGACCUUCACUGGAGUGCCGUGGUGCAUCGCUGGGCGGAAUCGAAGCUUGCCGACGUGGGUGGUGAGCCGCAGUGUCGUAGCUUCAUUCUUUCCCUCUUCGACGCGUACAUGCAGAAGGGGUUGGAUUGGCUUGCACAGCAGAAGGUGCUCAUUGGCGCCGGUGUGGUGAAUGUGGUUCAGUCCUUGUGCGAUCUUUUCACCGCUCUUAUACACUCCAAUGGGGUGACGCUUAUGCCAGACCCACUGGGAGAGACGACGUUGCCUUUUGACUCCAAAGUCUUCAAGGAGCGUAAUGAGGUGUGCGGAUUACUUUUUGCCUUUUCUUUUGUAUGGUCUGUCGGUGGCAAUGUUGAUGCGGUGACGAUGGACCAGUUUGACACCCUGGCACGAAAUUUAUUAGAGACGGUGGUGCGCUUUCCAAAUAGCAGAUCCGUGUAUGACUACAAGAUUGACUUUUCGACGCGGCUCUUCAUCCCGUGGGAGACGAGUAUGGAUGAAUUCCGCUACGACCUCACGGUGCCCUACUUUGACAUUCUCGUCCCGACCAUUGACACCGUGCGCUACAGCAAUCUGGCGAAGAUGUUGAUUCAUUACGGCAAGCCGUUGCUCUUUAACGGGCAAACGGGGGUGGGUAAGAGCGUCAUCAUGAUGGACUACCUGCGGCGGCACAAGGAAGAGCAGCAGCUGUCGGUUGUUGUCUUCCAGUUCUCUGCCCAGACCUCCUCUGAUCGGACGCAGGAGCUGAUUGAGUCGAAGCUGAAACACAAGCGCAAAAACAUUCUUGGGGCUCCGCCUGGGCGGAAGGUGGUGCUUUUCGUCGACGAUCUGAACAUGCCUGCGCUUGAGAUGUUUGGUGCCUCGCCGCCGAUUGAGUUGCUGCGGCAAAUGAUGGGGAAUGGCGGUUUUUACGACCGCAAGGUUGCGGGAUUAUGGAAACAUGUGCAGGAUGUCACAGUUGCAGCGGCCUGUGGCCCACCAGAAGGGGGACGAAAUCCCGUAACAGCGCGACUUACACGACUCUUCCAUUUACUUCACAUUCCGACACUUAACGACGAUUCAAUGAAGCGUAUUUUCCACUCCAUUUUGCAAGGCUUCUUCCAGGCAAAGAACUUUAGUGGAGAGGUACGGGGCAUGGCAAAGGCGCUUGUAAACGCCAGUGUUGACAUAUUUAAUAAGGUUCGUGACGCCAUGCGACCGAAGCCAACGACACCGCAUUACACGUUUAACCUGCGAGACCUGGCAAAGGUGUUUCAGGGUAUCACACAGGUCACCCCACGUGUCUGUAAAGUGCAGCGCUCCGCUACCCGUCUGUGGAUUCAUGAACUCUUACGCUGCUUCUACGAUCGUCUGGCGACACAGGAGGAUCGUUUGUUCUUCACUGAGGAGCUUGUGAUGGACUCCUUGGCACGUUUUGUUGGGGGCCAGCACUCACAUGCGGAUUACUUUGAAGGAGAUCCGCUUGUGUGGGCGGAUUUCCUCCGCAUUGGGGUCAUUGAUAGGACGUAUGAGGAGUUGACUGAUUUUAAGAAACUUCCUGGGCUUUUUAGUGAGUACCAGGACGACUACAACGCAUACAUGAGCGGGGGAGCUAGUCAUGAGGAGGAUGGCGGUGGUGGCGGUGGAAACUCGUUCCUAAACCUUGUCUUUUUCAAGGACCACUGCGAGCACUUGGUACGUAUUAUUCGUGUCCUGCGCCAGCCACGCGGCAAUGCUCUCUUAGUGGGGGUUGGCGGCUCGGGUAAGCGCUCGUUAACGCGUCUCGCUGCCUCCAUUGCGGAGCGGAAGACGUUUGAAAUCUCCGUUGAUAAGGGGUAUUCCAUGAACGAAUUUCACGAGUUUCUAAUGGAGCUCUACACCACCACCGGUGUUAACUGCAAACCCUCAGUCUUCCUUAUCUCCGACAAUCAAAUUGUGUGUGAGGGGAUGCUAGAGGAUGUGAAUAGUAUGCUCAACUCUGGGGAGGUGCCAUCUCUCUUUACGCCAGAUGAGCAGGACAAACGUGUGAACGCUUGCCUUGAGGCCGCCCGUGAGCGCGGAGUCACCGAUCGUGACGACGUGUAUAACUUCUUUAUUUCACGUGUCCGUGACAACAUGCACGUUGUCCUCUGCAUGAGCCCCGUCGGUGACACGUUCCGUACUCGCUGCCGUCAGUUUCCGUCCCUCACCAACUGCUGCGUCAUUGACUGGUUUGACGAGUGGCCAAGGGAGGCCCUUCUCGGCGUGGCACAGCGACUCUUUGAGGACGUCGAGGGCAGUGCGUCGAACCAACUCCUGCCGGUGCUGGCACCGCUUUGUGUGGAUAUUCACACCACAGUGAUUAGUGUGGCGCAGGAGUAUUGGGAGGAGCUGCGACGGCGUUACUACAUCACCCCGACCUCCUACUUGGAGUUUAUUGAGUUGUACAAGGCUCUUUACAGUGAGCGGCACGAUUUCCUUGAGGAGCAGCUCUCGCGUGUUGUGAACGGCAAACAAAAGAUGCGGGAAACGGAUGAAACCAUUGCCAAAAUGAAGGAGGAAAUUGAGACCAAACGUCCUCUGUUGGAAAAAGCAUCCAAAGAGACGGAGGAGGUCGUAGUUGACCUCUCAGUGCGGCAGGCGAAGGCCAGCGAGGUGCAAGUGCAAGUGAAGGCACAGCAAGAGAGUGCGGCGGAGCAGCAAAAGCAUGCCUCGUGUAUUGCCAACGAGGCAAAUGCUCGCCUGGCAGAGGCUAAGCCCAUCAUUGAUAAGGCCAAGGCGGCGCUUGACACCAUUCAGGCUAGCGACAUUAACGAAUUACGUUCCUUUGCAAACCCUCCCUCCGCCGUUCUCAAGACAACACAGGCGUGUAUGGUGAUGUUUGACCCGAAAGACUUUGGUGGGGCGUGGUCCGGCAAUACCGACUGGAAAGGGGCACGUGAGUUUUUGUCGUACCGUCCACUGCUGGACAUGAUCCGUGGAUACCCCACAGAUAACGUAAAGCCGGCUAUUUUGAAUAAGAUUCAGAAAUACGUCAACGAUGAAGAGUUUACGGUGGAGAUUUGUUCGCAAAAAGGGUCUCAGACAUGCGGCAGCCUUUGUGCCUGGGUGCAUGCAGUGAAUGAGUAUUCCAAGGUAGUGAAGGAGGUGGCACCGAUGCGUGAGGCUGCUGCGGAGGCAGAGCGCCAUCUUGCGGAAACGAAUGCAAAGUUACAUGAAGCUCAAGAGCAGCUCCGUGGUGUGGAGCUGGAGCUUACCGAGUUGCAAAAGAACUAUGAAACGAGCUUUAAAAGGAAACACGACUUGGAGGAGGGCCUAAAGAUUUGCAUCCGACGCCUUGAAAAUGCAGAGAGUUUGUCUAAUUCACUGAAGAGUGAGGGGGUGCGUUGGGAGGCGAAUAUUACGGAACUCCGUGGGCGACUUGAGUUGCUUUCCCCACAGUGCUUCAUGGCAAGCGCGUGUGCGGCCUACUUUGGUGCCUUCACCCCUCGUUUCCGCAAGCAUCUUGUUCGGCUAUGGCUUGAUAAGCUGAGUGGACACGGGCUUGAGAUGAAGGAGUUUAGUCUGUGCAAUACGCUGGGUGACCCCAUGGACAUCCUCACGUGGCAGAUCAAUGGACUGCCCACAGAUGAGAGCUCAACGGAGAACGCCAUCGUGGCCUCCCUCUCUACUGCCCCGCGCCGCUGGCCGCUCUUUAUUGAUCCUCAGGAGCAGGGCGUGAAGUGGCUGGUGCAGCAGUACGCAGGAGUUGGCGGUGGUGCGGGGGGAGCAAAGACUAUCACAAAGACUGCCGCUACCGCCGCCGUGAAGGUCAUCAAACUGACGGAGCCCACCUGGGUUCGCACGCUUGAGGUGCAGAUACGCCUCGGUGGGGUAGUAAUCCUGGACGACGUAGGGGAGACACUUGACCCCGCCCUGGAGCCUCUCCUCUCACGGCGCAUAUUCGCCUCUGAAGGGGGUUCACCUCAAAUCAGACUCACCCCACAGUCUGGCGCUAUUGACUACAAUCCCAACUUCCGCUUCUUUAUAUGCACGAAAUUGCCGAACCCGCAUUAUCUGCCAGACAUCAGCACCAAGGUAACGCUGCUGAACUUCACUGUCACGCUAGAUGGCCUGGAGGAGCAGCUGCUUGGGGAAGUUGUGUCCAUUGAGAAGCGAGAACUGGAGGAGGAGAAAAACCGCAUCAUUCAGAGCAUCUCACUGGGGCAGAAGAAGCUGAGGGUUAUCGAGGAAACCGUCCUGAGCAAGCUCAAGAACACCAAGGGGAAUAUCUUGGACGACAGCGAGCUCAUCGCCGAGUUAAAGUCGGCACAGUCAAAUGCGCAGGUUCUUAGUGAAAAUCAAAAAGAUGCUAAUGAGAAGAUGAAAAUUAUUACCUCAACACGUGACCGCUACCGCGAAGUGGCGGUGCGUGCCUCCGUUAUCUUCUUUGUCCUCGCCGACAUUGCCCGAAUCGACCCCAUGUAUCAGUACUCACUGCAAUUCUUCAUAAAGCUGGUUCAGCAUGAGGUGCAGGCGACUGAGAAGCCGGUGGCAUACUCGGAAAAUAAUCAUGUGAUGCUGCAGGAGCAUCUUGAGAACAUUAUUUCAAGAUUGACCUUGACCACGUAUAAGCAGCUUUGCCGUGGUUUGUUCAACAAGGAUAAAACCAUCCUUUCGCUGCUUAUUUGUACCGCCAUCGAACGUCAUGACCACAGAUUACUGGAGGAGGAGUGGCAAUACUUCAUCCGGGCUUCUGCUUUAGUGCCAAGCGAGUUGCCACCGCUUCCAGGAUGUUUGUCAUUUCUCUCGCGGCAGCAGUGGGAACUCACAGUGGCGCUUUUUCGCAACGUGCACUGCUUCCGUGAUCUGGAGCGCCAUCUAGUGGAGGAUGUGGGAUCGUGGAAGGAGUUUAUUCACUUGGAUGCUCCUCAGGAUGCCGAACUACCUGGGAAUUGGAACGAGAAAUUGAACGCGUUUCAGCGCAUUUUACUGAUUCGCUGCUUCCGUGAGGAGAAGUUAUUCUUCGCACUGACGGACUACGUAAGUUACACGAUGGGGCAGAGCUUCGUGGAACCGCCGCCGUUUAGUCUGGAGGUUGCGCUAUCCGACAGUUCCCCAUCGGUGCCCAUUGUGUUUAUUCUUUCGCAGGGUGCGGACCCAAUGGGGACACUGCAGGCCUUCGCGCAGAGCCAAGAGCGGUCGCUGGAAUACGUGUCGCUCGGUCAGGGACAAGGCGAAAACGCCAAACGUCUUAUCGCGACGUGCCGGAAAAACGGUUCCUGGGCUUUGUUGCAGAACUGUCACUUGUCGAAGACGUUUAUGCCCGAGUUGGAGCUGCAGGUUGCCGCGUUGCAGCAUCCGGGCACUGUUAUCCACGCCGACUUCCGUCUCUGGUUGACGUCGAUGCCCACUGAUUUCUUCCCCGUCUUCGUCUUGCAAAACAGCAUCAAACUGACAACUGAGCCGCCGACGGGUCUUAAGGCGAACAUGGUCCGCUGCUUUGGCGAAAUCACAGAGGAGGAAUUUGAGGUCUUCGGUGACGAUCAGCGGAUGGGCAACUACUCCAAGAGUGUGGCCUUUAAGAAGUUACUGUACGGUUUGUGCUUCUUCCACUCCGUGGUGCUUGAACGAAAGAAGUUUGGUCCAUUGGGGUGGAAUGUGCGCUACGAGUGGAAUGACACCGACUUUCACGUGUCAAAACAGUGGCUGCGUCUCUUUUUUGAGGAGCAGGACGUCAUCCCGUGGGAGUCGCUUGAGUACAUCAUUGGCCAAAUUAACUACGGUGGUCGCGUGACAGAUCCUCAGGAUCGUGACACGUUGCAGACAAUUUUGCGUGCCUACCUUUGCCCUUCCAUCAUGAACGACGACUUCAAGUUUAGCUCCAGUGGAAAUUACUACGCUCCACCGGCUGGAAGUCUCUCUAGUUUCAUGGAACAUAUUCAGCAAAUGUCGCUGGUAGAUGAGCCUGAAGUGUUUGGCAUGCAUAUUAACGCAAAUCUUCGCUAUCAACUGCAGGUCUCACAGUACAUCAUGAGCACCGUUGUUUCCAUCCAACCACGUCUUGGUAGUGGCGGUGGCGGUGGCGGUGGCGGUGGGGCUGAAGGUGGUGGUGCAACGCCUGAGGAAGAAGUAAGGCGAAAAUGUGAGGAGUUUGAGGCCGCACUGCCAGCGGUAAUUCUGCGUGAGGAGGCCGGGCCAAGGACGUUUACCACGUUAGAGAGUGGUUUGCCCAACUCCAUGUCCACGGUACUGGCCCACGAGAUGGUGAAGUACAACAAAUUAAUUGUGGCGAUGCGUAAAUCGAUUCAUGAUCUACAAAAGGCCCUGCAAGGACUGACGGUGCUUUCAGCGGACCUCGAUGCGAUGUAUGAAUCUUUCUUGACUGACCAGGUCCCUCGUCUCUGGAGCGCGGUGGGGUACACUUCCUUGAAGCCGUUAGGCUCGUGGUACCGUGAAUUCCUGCAGCGUGUGCAGUUUAUUCGCACAUGGGUGCAAAAGGGAGAACCGGCCUGCUUCUGGAUUGGUGGCUUCUUCAAUCCGAGCGCCUUUAUGACCGGUGUGUAUCAGGCCUUUUCGCGUGCGGAGGGGGUUUCCGUCGACAAGUUGGGCUUCUGCUUUCAAGUGAUAGAGGGCGAGGUGGAGAAGAUUGAGGCAGGGCCCGAUCGCGGGUGCUACGUGUACGGCAUCUUUACUGACUCCUGGCGCUGGGACCAAACACAUGGCGUCAUGGCGGACUCACUGCCGGGCGAGCCGUACGCGUCUCUGCCGGUGGUACACUUUUUGCCAGAGCCUAAUCACAAGAUGGGCGCUAAGUGGCACCGCGUGCCGUUGUACCGGACGGUGGUGCGGGCAGGCAUCAUCUCCUCCCUAGGGGCCAGCUCCAACUACGUGCUGUCCCUCGAGGUGCCGACAGACAAGGGGUCGGACUACUGGCAGCUGAUGGGCGCGGCCUGCGUCUGCGCCCUCGCCAUAUAG